Acanthosepion pharaonis is the source of this 663-nucleotide messenger RNA. NCBI's taxonomy places the organism in Eukaryota, Metazoa, Mollusca, Cephalopoda, Sepiida, Sepiidae. The record is from the annotation of a GenBank genome assembly.
AUGCCCUUCACAAUCUUCACCCGUCCAUUUAUUUCUCUUCCUCUCCCUUCCUUUCUCUUGCUCUUUCUCGCUCUUUCUUCCACCUUCUCGGCCUCUUUUCAGAACUUCUGCCUACCCUUUCUUUCUCUCUCUCUCUCUCAUAAUUCCUCCCGUUUUCCAAGAUCUCUUUCAAUCUCUCUCUAUAUCUCCCAAUAUCUCUCUUUUACUUACUCUCACCCUUGCUUUUUACGAUGUUCUUCAUUAUCUUUUUUACUCUGUCUUUCUCCUUUUCUCUUCCUCCUUUUCUCACUUAAGGGAUCUAUCUAUCUAUCUAUCUAUCUGUUUUUCGCAUCCCUGCUUUCUGAAUCUUACUCUCACAGGCCGUCUCUCUCUUUACUAACCUCUCCCUCUUUCUUUAUGUAUUUUCUGGGAGUUUCCCCCCUCUCUUGCUUUCUUUCAGAAUUUCUCAUUUUCAUUUCUUUCUUUUUCAGGAAUGCUCUCCAUUCCUUACCCACCUUUUUUUCUCUCUGUCUGUUUCUCCGUCUCUCUCUUUUACCACACCUUUCUUUCUGUUUCUUCUCUAGUUCCCUUUCUCUCAUUCUUCUUCAAUUCUUUCUUUCUUUCUUUCUUUCUUUCUUUUGUCUGUCUGUCUGUCAUAAAAUACUUCCUUCUAAUUUUAGCUAA